Messenger RNA from Rhipicephalus microplus (southern cattle tick), 5948 nucleotides. Its product is annotated as transmembrane protein 98-like. Gene Ontology annotation, cellular component: endoplasmic reticulum. NCBI's taxonomy places the organism in Eukaryota, Metazoa, Arthropoda, Arachnida, Ixodida, Ixodidae. The record is from RefSeq and is a predicted model, not a curated record.
UCCUGUUUUGGUGGGGUGUGAGGCAAGCAACUCGCGGGUAGCCCUGGUUGUAAAUUGCUGUUUUGCCUGUGAUGUGAAUGAACUCCAGCGUGAAAACUGUUGUUAUUCUGUUGAUACUAAGUGGACUCAACUUGGCCCUGACUAAAACCGCCGCUUCGAAACCUGACAUGUGACUGUCAACUUUAUUUUUAGAAGUGGCUUGAUGGGUCCAGUUGUGUCAGUCAUGGAUGCCGUGGUAGCGGUAGCCAUCAGUGUGUUAGCUGUGGUGUUUGUGAGCUCCCUGGUUGCCCUGAUCGUGGUGUGCCGGCAUCGGUAUUGCUCCAACAAAGACCAUCUCAGCCGUCAGCUAGCAGGACUCCCGGUGAGUCAGCCUGAUGUGCACCUGAUUCACAGCCAAAAUGAGGCAGCUGAUAUGGAGCUUGACGAUGUCCGCUUGCACCCAGACAUUGAGAAGAUUCUGGCAGAUGAGCAGUGGGUAGACGAUGCUACGGGAUUGGUGCCCCACUGUCUGGCUGUUCUCAAGACAUGUCACCAGUUGACCGAGCGCCUGGUGACAGCCUCAGUAGGAUCGGUCCGACGUCCGGCAACACAAGCGCAGCUAGCCGAGCUAGCACAGCUUGCCCAGAGAGUUGGACCACGCGUGGACGAUGUGGUGCGCGCCAUGUACCCACCACUGGAUGCCAGGCUGCUGGAAGCACGUUGUACUGCCCUGAUGCUCUCUGUUGUGCACCUUACACUGGUGAUGCGUUCCUUCUGUGGCCAGCCUAGUAACCCCGGCUGGAUUGAUGAGUACUUGGCACAUGCUGAAGGACACCUUCAGGUUCUUCGUGAAGCUGGCCUAGCUGCAGACACCACAAGCCAGCAGGUUCCGUCAGCAGGUGAUGGCUCUGGGCAGCCACAAACGGCAACUGGCAAUGUCUCGGCGUGGAAGCCCAGUGUUGAGCGCCACGUAUUGACGUGAAGUCAGUGAGAGGCCUGGACUAUUUUGCUGAGGUCUGGCUGACUACCUCCGGUUCUAAUGAUUGGUUCCGUUAAUUUGUUCACUACUGGCAGUGAACCAGAAGAUCUUUGGGCCGUAUAUCUCGAAGCCCAAACAGAUACUGCCUUUGUGUCUGUGCUAAAGUGACCAGUAGCAUUAUUGUGUUGCUAGUUUGCCAGACUUCUUACAUUAGCAGGCUUAUUUAACUGCAAGAAGUGUGAUUUUUUUCAGAUGCUGCAUUUGUUUAGUGCAGGUUCGCAACAAUUAAUAGUGGAUCAGUUUGGCUCAGUUUCAGCAAAAUGGUGUCAGAGUUUUGCAGCAUCUUGCUUCGAUAUUAUAGUUGGCAGUAACCACGCUCCCUACAAGGAGGCAGAAAUAGUGCCUCAUACAUCCAUGCGAUCUUUCUCACUCUAUUAUAUAGUAUGUAGUGUAGAUGGUGCUACGAAAUAACUGUUGGCGCAGCUCUUCUGGCAUAUUUCAUGACGAAAAAGAUGACCGAUUUUGAAAAUGUUGUUCAGUCAGUAAUUUGAUGUUACUGCAGACGUAAAGGUUUCGAAUUCGGCUUGCAUAUGUCGCAUCACAAGCUUGAGAGCUUUAGAAGCGUCUAUUUACCGUGUGUUUCAACUUUUUCGUGUCAAUGUGUGUUUGCUGCAAAUAUUAGUAGAUUUCAGAUUUUUUAGUGCAUAUUAGCAGCAUGUGAAGGCUGUUUUGUAGUAGUUAGCAUUUGCUGACUAGCUUGACAAGUGGGCUCAGAAGUUGUUGCUGAAAAACUGUGCACUGCUGUCCUGCUGUUGUCAUUCUUUUCCCUGUCAUGCUACCCCAAAACGCACUGGCAAGGUUGCCAACAUUGGUGUGAGUUGCGAGGAUCCAGAGAGGGAAAAUGUGAUGUGGAACAAAAGCCUGCACUGUUGAAAGGCCUUGUGAAUUUUAUUGUUAAAGGACUUUAGCUGAUCUUUAUAAACAAAAUAAACGAGUCCCAUUGAUCGCGGUUUGGUGGCUCUUUGCUAUUUUGAAACGUUAUGCUGUACACAUUAGAACCUGAGCAAUGGGUUCAUUGUUGUCUUACUGGCUGCUAUGUUGCCUUCUUGCAGAGCUGGUGAAAAGCCCAUAUCUUACUUCUAUUUUCAUAUUUCUACUGAACUGUCACAUUCCACUGUAACAUUUCUUUACAUUACGUGGCGCUUUAAAAAAAUGGUGACAUAAGCGUGCAAUACAGAGGGGGUAAAAGUUUACAUUGCAAGCGUCAUUUACGCGAUUGAGAAUAUACCUCUUUUAUACAGGUAUGCUUUCUUUUAGGACUUGUUUCCUCCUUUAAGCAUGGCAUAUCAUUAAGAUGGCCAUCUGCAGCUACCGGCUAUCCGACUUCUAAUAUACACAGGAAGGCAUAAAGCACAUGUCAGCUCUUCUUUAAUUGUUAUUCAGUGGUACAUCAUUGACAGUACUUUACAACAUUUAUUGUGCAGCCAAACUGUCUGGGACAUAGCACAUUUUAUGUUAAAGGCCAUCAAUGAGUCAGACGUAUAUUCAUUCGUUUCAUAGGGCUGUUAUGAUCACUGGGGGGCAACCUAUGAAACACUACAGCACUUCAGCUAGAAAUAGCCUUUGUGCUUUGCUUGACUUUGGUUCCAUGUUUCUGUGUCUGGCAAGUGUUGAUCAACACUUGGAAUAUCUGUCCUGAGGGUUACUAUAAACCUAAAGCUUUGAAAAAUGAUUCUGUUCGAUGUCAUGCUGCAUAGUCUUUUUGGCUCAAGCUGUGAGCCAAAAGCUGAUGCUUGAUGCUAUGAUACGACAAUGCCUGUCAUCUGUGAUCCGAUUCUGAAGACCUAUUGUGAUUGCGAGAAAGUGGUAGUAUGUUUGGUGAAAACACUGCAAUCAUUAAUUUGCUAAGUUGUUACGUAGAUGCGUUUGAAAGCUGUGCUGCCUGAGCGGUCAAAAAAGGAGUAAUGCUUGUCAUUGUACAUACAUUAUAAGGAUGUGGUAAUAGAAUAGGUAAACGAUGUUAACUUCAAUAAAGGCUGGCUUUUGUAUACCAAACUGCAAAACUAAACCUAAGAGAAAGAGAGAAAUGUCAAGUGAAAGGCAGGGAGGUUAACCAGAAGAAAGAAUCAAUAUACGCUAUGACGUCUGCUGCUAUAAUCAAAUAAUUACACGUCAUGUGCAUAUUCAUUGCAGCAAUAUUCAACUGUUUUUUAAUGCUCCUGCACCGUGCAUCUAUAUUUCAAAAGUUAUCAUCACUUCCUUGAAUGUGCCUAAUCAUUUUUUUUUAUAAAUGAAAUUAUUUACUCUUACGAGAAAAGUACAAAUAACUGAUCUGAUAGGGUGUUCCAGGCACCACAUGUGUAUACUGGUGAUAUUUUAUACAUGUUUAUGCAGUGUGAGCAGCUUGUUUGCAGAAAAUGUGCAGCUAUGUUUAGCACACUUUACAGGUGGUGUCACUACAGUGCCCACUGUUUACUGUGAAGCCAGCGUGGCAUCCUUUGAUGGACAGAUCUUUGAUAGAAACACUCUGGUGUGCUUGAAAUCAAUGAAGCUUGUCCAUUUAAUGCAUCUGUAUUCUUUCUAAAAGUUUGUUUAACAAGUUAGUAUCUUUUUUUUCUCCAUGAAUAACUGAUGAAAGAACUUGAGCGCUGUCCGAUUUUGCAUUUUCAAGUGUCGUAUUUCUUGGUGCCUAAAUUUGGAUGUACUGUUAACAAAAAAUGUUUGUUAGGACCACUUAAGUAUGCCAAGUUGUUUUGGUAUUGAAAGCAUAUUGUUUCAGAGUUUGAGUGAUGUUGGCGCCAAGUUUACUGCAAUUGCUUUCAUAGGUGCCAGAGGUGCGGCAAUCCUACACAUACCAUGACUAUAUACUUGCGUUAUCUACGUAUACAUAUUCAGUUUUGUGUUGUAUCCCACAUUUUUAAGGCCAUCUAGUACACAAACUCUGCGUGUACCCACACUUUACUCAAAGUGCACAUGUUUUUAUUCUCAUAUACAUUUGUAGUUGUCCCUAUGCUUCUCGACCUACUGAGUCUUGCCACUUUUGACAAAGCUUCCAUACUAUCUACUUAAUAUUAGGUACUCAUUAAAAUCUCUUUCUUUUUGCAUUUAUUUAUGUAUACUCUUGUUGCAAGCUUAUUCAUUCUAUUUAUUCCGGUGGCUUGUUAGUUUUAGCUCUACAUAUUUGUGCCUGCUAUAGCAUAUUGGUGUUUUUAUGCUUUUAAUUAUGCUUUGUAUUUAGGUACCUUAAGCUUCGUCUAUGCAACAUUAUCUAAUCUACUUAUUUUGUCGUCACUCUCAGUUUGCAAUAUUUUUGCGCUUGGCUUUUUAAGAGAAGACCAUUCAAUUGGUAAAAGCAACAUAUAACGGGGAGCAGCAGUUAUUAUGAUCUAUGCGACAAUGCAGUGAGAUCUCUUGACAGAACUUGUUUUAAGCAUAACUUUACUGCUGAACUAAAGCCAGGUGCUAUGAAGGGCACACAUGUUUGCUUGAAAUAUGGGACUAUCACUAAUGCAUACAAGCUAUUUCUUAUGUGCAUCAAAAGAGCAUUGCUGAUAGUUCUUAGGGCUGUUUUUUUCUCCUUUUUUUUUUAACCGGAGGAAUGUUGCAGUUCAGAAAAGUGUUAAUAAAGUAACACACCUUUUUUAAUUGCCUGUUUUUCUAGACUGGUGAUGGUCACUUGAUUUUUAGGAAAAACUGGCAUGCUUUAUGUUUUGGCUGGCUUUUGUUUAGCUGUUGCAACCUGCCCUCAAAAUAAUGUAAUAUACUAUGUGCAUUCUUAAUAAAUUUGUAUAUUAGUGAUUAUCACACAUUCUUGAACCUGUGGCCAUGAAAAAUGCCCUGCCGAGAGAAUGAAGCUUCUUAUUCUUUAUUGGGUAUUAUAUUUAUGCCUUUAUGACAGGCCUUUUAUAUUGCUUAGCUGGCUUUUCUGUUAUUUAGGACUAUUGGCUAGGUAUUAGUUACCUAACUAGAAAUGUGAAUGUGUAGGGAACUUUAUGUUUGCUACUUCGUUGACUUGCUUGAAUGACCUCUAGAUUGAGAAAGCCUGCAGAGAUGAAGUAAAAGCUCAUUUGUCUCUUAUAGAUUCUCAUUAUUUUCACAUUUUUAUGACUAAUAACAUUGUGCCAGUGCUCUAUGACUGACCUGUUCCUUUUAUCUUGGAGUUUUUAUAUUGGUGGUCGACAAGCACUGAAAGCUGCUAGUAUGUUCUUGCAGUGUAAAUAGAAUGAUUUGGAAUUGGUGUGCCUCUGGCAAUAAAAUGACUGUUUUUUUUUUUAAGUGGAAAAGAUUAUAAAGGAAGAGCUAAAGCAGACUUCAAAGUACUCAGUUGUGGAGUAAUUGCAGUCAUCUUGUGAUGAACGGCAUUUUUGAUGAGAAUGCCAUUGUAGGCACUUUUUUGCUCUGUCAAUUUCACCUGAGUACUGCUAGGGUAAAGUAAUCAUUUAUUGUAUUUUGCAAUACUAUCCCAUUCAAGCAUGGUUGUGAUCAAAAGUGUUUCGUGAUACUGCUUAUGACUGCAUAACAAUUAGAGGUCACCAGCCUAUCAAUUCAAUUGGGAGUGCAACCGUAGUUCCCCUUGCUGUUAUCUAAAAAAUUUGUUGCACCUUCUGCCACUAAAAACAGCAUGUCAUCAUAAAAAUAUUUGGUACAGCUAGAAUUCAUCCUGUGUAUUACAUGUAUAGACACACAUAUAUGUAUACAUCAUAUUACAGGCGCAUCUAUUUUCGUAUCUUCCAGUAUUAGUUCACUUUGGCAUUGUUGAUGCAAUGUAUGAGUGAAGCCUCUUGCCCUGUAAAGAAGAAUCUUGCAACCUUCAAACUGAUGUUAAACUACCUUUUCACCUUUUUUCACCUUGUGCCUUACGUGUUAUUUUUGUGCAUCGAGAUUUGGUGUGUGGGAUUGUAAUGUUAACUCCCUGUGAAAGGCUCAAGCCUUUAUCAUGUUUUAUAUAGAAAUGACUGUGCAAGAAAUAAAGAGCAUUCAUUGUCCUUUG